UGGAAGAGAUGCUCGCAAACGUAAACAUAAACAAAACAAACGGAAAAUAAUAGUGCGCUGGAGCUUAAAAUAUGAUUUUAUACGCCAGAAUUUCUGCGGAUAUUUUCUCUAAGACUUAAUUUACCCAUUGGUGAUGUAUUUAUAAGUCUUUGAAAUGGACGAGAACGGCGAAUUGACUCUCAACCUCGACUGCCUUUUGGAGAUUUUGAAUUACGUAAUUACUGAUUGCAGCUUAAAAGACGACAAUGUCGAGGAACCCUCUUUGAGAUAUAACGAUUUGAUCAACUUUGUUCUGGCCCAUGAAUGUAUUAUCGAAUUGCUUGCCCUUCAUCACAAACGUUUGUAUGAAGAACUGGAGCUUGUUAUAGCCUGCAGAAUCACAAAGUUGCUAAUAGAUCUGAGCAUCAAUAAAAUGUCAUGCAAGCAAAAUAAAUGUUUCUGGGAAUACUAUCUGCAAUCUAUCAGAGAAAAAAAUCCCUUCAAUGUUGAACUUACUUUUGACGUGCAUAACAACAAAAAGGAUCACCCACAUGUAACCAUAAAUAUAAAAGGCAUCUCAUCGAACCAUUCAAACGCCGAAACGUUAAGGUUAGACGGUAAGAUUACUGCAGACGAGUUAGCUGACAUCUGUAUCUGGAACCCAAAUUUGAGAAGGCUGGCCUUCGAAAGCAAUGUAGUUGAUGGAAGUGUUUCCAAUAUCGCCAGGCAUUGCGAAAAUCUUGAAGAACUUAAAAUAAGUUUCAAUGCGGAAGACGGGAUUGUCCAGUACACACAGCUAGCACAGUUGCCCAAUUUAAAAAGGAUUAUUAUCACUGGAGUUCAGGACAGCGGUUCGCAGGUGCUAUUCUUCAAAGAUUUAAAAAAAUGGCACAGACCCAGAAGUAUGCGACCACUGAUAAUGACUUUAGAAGAUUCGCCAAAGAAAAACUGCCAUACAAGUCAGCUUAUUACUUUUGCUGCUUUGGACUCUCUCCAAAAUUUUGAAAAAUAUUUUUCCUAUUACUACGAAGAAUUUAUAAAAAUCGAAUACGAUUUGUGCAAAAUGACGGAAGACGUCCGUUCAAUAAAGGAAUCUCUGAUAACUCUACCUGAAGUUGAUGAUGUCAAAAUAGUGUUUGACAGUUAUAAAGAAGAACUGGAGGUAAAACUGCAUUAUGAAUCGGACAUCAGUAAGUUGAGUCCUUUAUCGAAGCUACCUAAUCUAAAUCGUUUGGUCAUCCGCAACAGAUGUACUGACCUAUGUCAUUCCGAAGCAAUUGCCAAAUUUCUUCGGUCAAUGGUUUCUUUAAAAUCCUGCAAAAUUCACUAUGGGUCAAUAGGGGAGUUAGAGGCAAAAGAACUAGCAAAAAUAGAGUCAAUUCGGUUUCUGGGUUGCCAUUUUUGGAGUUGGAACUCAAUUAUGUUUUUAACUGAUUUACCCCAUCUGCAACACGUUGUUAUUAAUGUUCGUGACCCCAUUGAUCCCUAUAACUCAAAGUUAGUUCUUGAUCUAAUGACUGCAUGUCAGGUGCAAGCUACGAUAAUGUGUAAUAAAUUUGGUAUUACCUUUAAAAGGGAUGAAAAAAAACUGAAAAUUGAAAUGAAAAAAGAUUGCCAGGCCAAUAUUCUGAGUUGCCUGGCUCAACUUAAUAACGUUAACACCCUGCAAAUCUCGGGGAAUCCGGAGCCUGCAUCCCUAAAUUCGUUCUUCGAAGCCUUUGUCGGCAACAAUUAUAAUACCCUUAAAGAACUGGACAUUGAUUUACAUUACAGGAGGCCCUGCUUUAAAGAUAUUUCCAAGGUUGCAGAAAUUCGAAGCGUUGAAAAACUUAAAUGCUCCCUGGGAGACACUACUGGUAUUGAGAAAUUGAGCGAAUUGAAUAAACUUCAAAAAAUACAUAUUUCCGGAUGGGACCUUUCUCCUCUUUUUAGAAAAAUGGCUGAAAUAAAUACAAUUCAGUGUAUUUGUUGUGAACCGCUCGACCCCAAACUUAUCUCUCAUAUUUCUCAAAUAAGGUCACUAAAAAAAUUGGAGAGCAUAUCAUCCGCCAUGUUAAGCCCACAGUCCUUUGCAGAGCUCGCUAGUACGAGCAUUGAAGAAAUCAUUUUUGGCUCCCCAAGACUUUCCCUAGAAGAAUUUUUGCAUGCAUUUUCCUCAAAUGGUAAUACUGGUCUUCAUCACCUUCAAGUGCACAAAUUUGAAUUUUCUCGAAGAGCUGAAACUAUGGAACUAAAAUGUCUAAAAAGCUUACGUGUCAAGUAUUUACUCUCGGAGUGUGCGCCAAUGCUAAAGCAAUUUCCAAACCUGGAGUACCUAGCCAUUGAGAACUUUUAUAAUAGCGAAUUGAAAGCUUGCAUGGACUUAUUGAACACGGUUACACUUCAAUCACUGCCUUCUACUCUUACGAAAUUGGAAUUAAAUUUUCAAAUUGGGUUUAAUGAAUGCAAUCAUUUUGUUGAACUUGAAAAAUUGCAGUCCUUGAAAUGUUCACUACGCGAUGAGCUGGGCUUAGAAGUCUUGGCACACACAAAAAACCUUAAAGAGUUAAUUAUUGAUGAUGCAAAAGGUUCUCUUACAGGACUGUUCCGGGCUUUUGCACUUAAAAGUGAUUCAAAGUUACAAGAACUUCAUGCAUUGACCAAUUUAUGUUCCGAUGAGGUCCGUGAACUGUCGGGAAUUAAAUCAUUGAAAUUAUUGAAUUUGUGGUACGAAACAGUAUGCGAUAACUUGCGUGACCUAGGCCAACUAAUUGGCCUUGAAACGGUGCGUAUAGUUCGUCCUUUCUGGGAGGGAGUAGAUGUUGAAAGCGUGCUGCCGUUAUUUGAAUCGUGGCAAAAGCUACGUGUCGCCACAUUGGAAGGAGACGGAGUGGCUUCAAACCUUGCCAGCAACAUUUACAAAAUUCACUUCAGGGGCCGUUACGACUUUUUAUAAUUGAUGAUUCCCCUUUCCCGAACUUUCAUGUGGACGAUAUUGAUGAGGCUUAUUUAAAGGUCUAUUAUUUCUAUGACACUUACGACUCGGGUCGUUGUGUAGAAUUUCUUUCUCAAAGACCACUUUCCGAAAAUUCUCAAUCCUUCAGUUAUUCGGAUAAAAAAGAAAACCUCACAUAUUAGAUGGGAAUUGAUUACUAUUUUGCGAGAAAAAUAAUACACAAAUCACAAUAAAUAUGUUUUUAUGUUAA
This is a messenger RNA of Drosophila biarmipes, 3164 nucleotides long. RefSeq lists its product as uncharacterized. Lineage: Eukaryota; Metazoa; Arthropoda; Insecta; Diptera; Drosophilidae. The record is from RefSeq and is a predicted model, not a curated record. Gene Ontology annotation, cellular component: SCF ubiquitin ligase complex. The coding region runs from base 155 to 2914 and encodes 919 amino acids. Gene Ontology annotation, biological process: SCF-dependent proteasomal ubiquitin-dependent protein catabolic process. The transcript is spliced from 4 exons.